Messenger RNA from Kogia breviceps (pygmy sperm whale), 4990 nucleotides. It is a transcript of the gene MNT, whose product is annotated as MAX network transcriptional repressor. Gene Ontology annotation, molecular function: RNA polymerase II cis-regulatory region sequence-specific DNA binding; protein dimerization activity; DNA-binding transcription factor activity, RNA polymerase II-specific. The record is from RefSeq and is a predicted model, not a curated record. NCBI's taxonomy places the organism in Eukaryota, Metazoa, Chordata, Mammalia, Artiodactyla, Physeteridae. Gene Ontology annotation, biological process: regulation of transcription by RNA polymerase II.
GUUGCAAAGCCUUUUCUUGUCGGCGGGACUCCUGGGGGCAGCGGGGCGGGAGGCAUCAGAGGGGAGGAAGAGAGGGAGGGGAAGGAGGGAGGCAGUGCCGCCUUUUUUUUUUUUCUUGCAUCAAUUUUUUUAAAUUUGCAAAUUACAUUUUGCAAACAUUUGGGGAGACCUUGAUUUUUCUCCCCGUGCUCCCCCGUUCUUCCCUGUGGAGUGCGCUGCGCCGCCCAGUCCUGUCGCCCCCCGGAGGUGAUCCCUCCCUCCUGCCUGCCCGCCAGCCUGACCUGUGCCCGGUUUGCGGGCCGCAGUCUCGGCCCCGGCGCGCCCCCGGCAGCUUUCGGCGCGAUGAGCAUAGAGACGUUACUGGAGGCGGCCCGCUUCCUGGAAUGGCAAGCGCAGCAACAACAGAGAGCACGUGAGGAGCAGGAGCGGCUUCGCUUGGAGCGGGAGCGUGAGCAGCAGCAGCAGCAGCAGCAGCAGCAGCAGGCCAGCAGCCUGGCCAGGCUGGCCCACGCCCUGCCGCUGGAGGAGCCCCGCAUCGAGGCGCCGCCCCUGCCUCUGUCGCCGCCCGCACCCCCGCCGGCACCCCCGCCCCCGCUGGCCACCCCCACCCCACUGACUGUCAUCCCUAUUCCUGUAGUGACCAGCUCUCCUCAGCCUCUGCCCCCGCCCCCGCCUCUGCCCCUGGCACCUCGCCAGCCGGCUCUGGUUAGCGCCCCUGGACUCAGCAUUAAGGAGUCGGCCCCUCUUCCCACCAGGCCGCAGGGGCCCACUCCUGCUCCUCUACUGCCGGACUCCAAGGCCACCGUUCCACCCACUGGCAGCCCCAAGCCUUUGCAGCCCAUCCCCACACCCAUCCUGACCAUCGCCCCACACCCUGGAGUCCAGCCCCAGCUGGCCCCCCAGCAGCCACCCCCAUCCACUCUUGGGACCCUGAAGCUGGCACCCGCUGAAGAAGUCAAAUCCGGCGAACAGAAGAGGAGGCCUGGGGGAAUCGGAACCAGAGAAGUCCACAACAAGCUGGAGAAGAACAGGAGGGCCCACUUGAAGGAGUGCUUUGAGACCCUGAAGCGCAACAUCCCCAACGUGGAUGACAAGAAGACAUCGAAUCUGAGCGUGUUGCGCACGGCGCUGCGGUACAUUCAGUCCCUGAAGAGGAAGGAGAAAGAAUAUGAACACGAGAUGGAGCGUCUGGCGCGGGAAAAGAUUGCCACGCAGCAGCGGCUGGCGGAGCUCAAGCACGAGCUGAGCCAGUGGAUGGACGUGCUGGAGAUCGACCGCGUGCUCAGGCAGACGGGCCAGCCUGAUGACGACCAGGCCUCCACCUCCACUGCUUCUGAGGGCGAGGACAACAUAGACGAGGAUAUGGAGGAGGACCAGGCUGGCCUGGGCCCACCUAAGCUGAGCCAUCGCCCCCGCCCGGAGCCGCCGAAGCCACCGCCCAGCACCGUGCCCGCACCUCUGCCUCCCCACCCCCAGCCUGUGGCCCUGUCUCCUGCCCACCUCCCCGGGCAGCAGCCGCCACCGCCACAGCAGAAGACACCUCUGCCAGCCCCUCCCCCUCCCCCAGCUGCCCCGGCCCAAACGCUGGUGCCCGCUUCAGCCCAUCUGGUGGCUGCGGCUGGGGGAGGCUCCACGGUCAUUGCCCACACCGCCACCACCCACGCCUCAGUCAUCCAGACUGUGAACCAUGUUCUGCAGGGGCCGGGUGGCAAGCACAUCGCCCACAUUGCCCCUUCGGCCCCUAGCCCCGCUGUGCAGCUGGCACCCGCCACACCCCCCAUUGGCCACAUCACGGUGCACCCUGCCGCCCUCAACCACGUGGCCCACCUUGGCUCCCAGCUGCCCCUGUACCCGCAGCCCGUGGCGGUGAGCCAGCCCGUGGCGGUGAGCCACAUCGCCCACACCCUCUCACACCAGCAAGUGAAUGGCACGGCCGGGCUGGGGCCCCCGGCCACAGUCAUGGCGAAGCCAGCCGUAGGGGCUCAGGUGGUGCACCACCCCCAGCUGGUAGGCCAGACAGUGCUCAACCCUGUGACCAUGGUCACCAUGCCCUCCUUCCCGGUCAGCACACUCAAGCUGGCUUGAGGAUGAGGCCACUCAGAGGCCCCCUGUGGGGGCAGGGAGGGAGACCUGUCCCCCACUCUCCCACCCACCAGCUCCACACAUUCCAGCCAGGCCCAGGCCCGCCCCACCCAUACCCACCCCCAGGCCUCCUAGGGGAAGGGGGUGCAGAGACUCUGAGCCAGGGGAGGGAGGGGCCUCCCCAGGGAGCUGGGCACAGGGCAGGGGGUCAGCCCACUGCACUAGGACUUGACAAAGUGAUGAGAGACACUCUGGCAACUGUGCCGCCUGUCCAGCCUGGUGCCAGCUCCAGUGCCGUUCCCCCCACCCCUCCCGGAACCGUGCGAUGUGGACGUCGUGCUCUCCCGCUCCAGUGCCGUCCCCCCCACCACCAUGCGAUGUGGGCGUCGUGCUCUCCCGUUCCAGUGCCGUCCGCCCCCCGUCCCUCCCCCCGGAACCCUGCGAUGUGGACGUCGUGCUCUCCCGCUUCCCCUGCCCUGCCAGCCUUCCUGUGCUGCUGCUGCUGCUAUUGCUCUGUCUGGUGAGAUGGCUGAGCGCCCGGGCCCUCCCCUCCCAAACCUCAGCUUUCUCUUCCCUGGGUUCUGGAGGGGAAAGGGGGGAAGCAGAACUGAAGCAACUUGGCCUGGAAAGCUGGGGAUUGAGGGGGGCCCUGCUCUGAGUACAGGUGACAGAUCCUAGGAUGUGGCUUGUGUAGAGUCCCACAGAUUCCAGACAGGUGGGUGCCCCAGCUUGGAGCUCUCCAACCUGGUUGCAGUCAUUGUGACUCAGCACAACAAACGUAAAGACAAUUCUCUACUAAUAGUAAACCAAACCCAAGCCCUUGCCAAGCUUCCCAAGCCCCUCAACCCUUGCCACUGGGCUCCUGUCUUCAGGAAGGCAGGCUGAGGGUGGGGGCGGGGAAGGAGGAGCUUGGCUGUCUCCUCCUGCCCCCCACCCCUUGACCUCCAGCCAGGUCUGGACUAAGAGGAGGGUACUCUGGACCCUGUCCGCAUCCCUGGACUUGACUCUUGGCUUUCAGAAAGUAGAGAGGAGGUCUGGCCUCUGGUACUGUGCACUCCCUGGAGGGAUGAGUACACCUGGAUGCCUCCUUGCUGCCUUGGAGACGGACCAGUGUCUGGUCUGGGUUCCAGGAGCUGGAAGCCACACUGUUGAGGUAAUCAGGAAGUUAAAAUCCAGGGGCUUGGCCCUGGGGACUUGUGGGGAGGGAGCAUGGCCAGACCCGGGAGGACUGUUGCUUCUGACCCAGGUUCUCCGUCUCUGGCACCAUCUUUCUUUCCUCUGAAUGUCCCCCUUUCUCCAGCGGGCUGUUCUGAGCCUGCCCUCCCCAGUGGGGGCUGCUGUGUGCCACCACCUUCCUGUGAGGAAAGGUCCUCAGCUGGGCCAAGGGUGGGGCUGAGCUUGGGGUGAGGAGGAGCAAGGGGGCCUGUGUGUAGGGGACAGUUUUCCCUGCCUUCACCUCAGCAGACUGCUUUGGCUUCUUUUAUGUGCAUACUUACUACAAGUGGCCUUGUGUCAGACACACUCAGUUACACAUGUGCACACUUGGCUCCCCACCUGGACACACUCACCAAUGGCCUUUCAGAGUGUCUGUGGAGGGGGAAGCCAGUGUUCCUGGGUGUGAAGUUUGAAAUGACAGCCUGGGGAGGGGGACACUGAGGAGGCCAGCAAAAGUCUUGAAUAGAUUGAGCCACCUAAGAGCUCCCUUUCAGUUCCUUUUGGUCCUGGAGACCUCCCUGGGGACUGUUCCCUUGUCUCCCAGGGUGGGGAAAGGGAAGGCCUUCUGGACACCUCAGAGGUUUCUAGGAGGGCACCCUGUACCCCCACCCCCCAAUUGCGGCUCCCACCUCACACUUGCCGCCUUUCUGCACCUGCAACCACUGCCACUACCACCCUGUUUAGGGCGGAGCUGGUUUCACUCUUCCUGGUGUGAUUAUGUUGGAAAGAGCAAGAGGGAGAAGGGCAGGCCUGGCCCAGGAACAGUCAGAGAAGUACUGGCGAGCCGUCCUCCUCUCAGCUCUGCUCACCUUGAAACUGUCCUGUUAGCCAGUUGUCCCUCGGGCCUGCACAGAUACCUCAUCUGCCCGCGCCCCUGCCCCUCCCCGCCCCCACUGCAGCAGUGCGGGCCUCGGAAUCUAGUGCCGAAUGACUAUGUCCAGAUUGGUGACGAUGGGUGUUGUUGCUGUUGUUUUUGUUGUUUUCGUGAACGCUGUGACGCUGUGUGCCCAAGAGGGCAACCUCCACCCAGCCCUUCCUUGGGCAUCUCCCCUGAGAGCUGUCAGGACCACAUCUGUCCUCGCCCCGUGGGACCGCCUGCCCCUCCGCUCCCUAGCCCUUCCAGCCUGGGGGAUGCGUGCGCAUGUGCGCACGCACACAAACACACACACACACAUCUUACCUCUCAUGCGUGUUUUACUUUUUGAUGUUCAGAGUGGCUCACUGGCUGGGAGUCUUUACCUCGGGGAGAUGGGGAGGUUGGUUCCUUGGGCGGGGCGGGCAAAGAAGGGCAGGGAAUUCCUGGAAGGGAAUUAGGGGUCACCAUAACCCCUGCCCUUUCCAGGAACAGCUUCUUCUUCCCCCAUCCCAGAGUCCCACCCCCAUCCCCAAAAGAGGUGGCCCUUGUUUACAGUGAGGACUUGGUCACUGUGUCUCUGUUUCCUAAAAUAUAAAUCGUAGCAACCCCAGACUGUAGAGAUUUUUAUGUGUUUGGAUACAUCUGCUGUGUGGGAAAAAAACAAAAAAAACUACAAAAACCCUAAUUUUGUACAUAUUGUAUUUUUACUAUUGAAUUGUAUUCUAGUGGCUGUUCAUGCUCCAAGACAUUAGGUAUUGAGACAUGAAUACUAUCCAUGUAAUAAGCACUUGCCUGGAGUAAAAUAUAAAAUUGAAAUAAACCUGCACUGAAACCCGA